GUGGGCUGGUCAACACAUCUCGUAGCAACACUGAGUCGCAGAUCAGCAGUUAACCGGAGAAGCCGUCACAUUGCGCGCCGCAACAUUUUCUAGUCGUCGGUUGCUAUCAUCUCUCGCUAAUUGUUGUGACGUAACACUUGAAGGCUAACAGUGAUUUACCCUGUAGUUUUCGAUAACACUUAUUUAUUUUUGGACUUGGAUUUUUUUUUUAUAAAGUGGAAUUUGAAUUGAAAAUUUUUUGUUAGAGUGGAAUUUUUUUAUUUUUCAAGUAUGGUUUUGAUGCUAGCAAGAAUUAUGUGCUCCUGAAAUGCUGAUUGAUAACUGAAACUUCUGAAAAAGAAAAAACCUGAUAGUAUCCAGUUUGCAGCUUUUUCUACUGCUAUAUUUAUUGUGACAUUGAAAACUCUUGCGUCUAGGCUUGCUCUAGACUAAGUACUGUUAAAAGUGGCUUCUAUAUUAUGUCCUGCUCUCCAUGCGGCUAUAGCUACACAUCUACACCUCAGAUUCUAAUGACAGGACAGCACCCUAGCAUUCCAUAUCCGACCUCAAACACUAUGCCCCCGGAUACAUUGGUGAGUCAGGCCCACCCCGGGUCGAGCAUUUGCUCCCUGCCGUACGACGGACGCCUUCUGGGAACAGCAUACCCGAGACUAACGGAGCUGUACGGCGGGGCGAGCUACCCCGAUCACGUCGCCGCUACCUAUAUGGGUGGGCUCGGCCCUAGUCACCCGGCCAUGCUUUACUCAGCACCUUUGGCUUCACCUUACGACAUUAAAGACCCCAGAGCAGCAUGGCCUCCUCUUCCUCAAGCUGCUGGAUAUGAUCCAAUAUUAGCAGCCUAUUCCCCUUAUGGUGACAGGUUCGAUCCUGUUGACAGCGAAGCCAGACGCCGCAACGCUACUCGAGAAACCACGAGUACCCUCAAAGCGUGGCUAAACGAGCACCGCAAAAAUCCUUAUCCAACAAAGGGCGAGAAGAUCAUGCUGGCUAUCAUCACCAAAAUGACCCUCACCCAAGUAUCCACGUGGUUCGCCAAUGCACGGAGGCGAUUAAAGAAGGAAAAUAAAAUGACCUGGGAGCCCAGAAACAAAACGGGUGAUGACAUGGAAGAUGUGUCAGCCGAUGAAGAUGAUGAGAAGGAAGAACAAAAUGGGGAUGAUCCUAAGAGUGAUGCCAGUGACUUCAAUGAGAAUCAAAAAUCUCAAGAACAAGAAUCGUCGCAUAAAAAUAACAACAGUGUCGGAGAAGAAACACCUCGACGUGAAUCUUCAUCUCCUUACAGAAGUGGUUCGGAUUUAAGUGUGGAUGAUGCAGCAUUAAAACCAGUUCAGACUUCUCCUACGAAGCUACAAAUGACUGAUAUUGUGGAAAAUGUAAAAACGGGCGAAGUGGUUUCGCCUGAGAAACCAAAAAUUUGGUCGCUUGCACAAACAGCUACAUCAGACAGUCCCUCUAAUCCAAAGAAAAACAUCUUGGAAUCUCAGCAGACAGACAUGAAUAAAAUGAUCCGACGGAUGGGUUACAACGAAUCUCUGUAUCCUCAUCCUCCUCCAGAUAUGUCCCACCCUUCACCUUUCCACAGGAAUAUGUCCAGGAUAUCCCAGGACAGUUCUGCAGACUCUUCAUUGUCGUCUCCACCGCUUUGGAGGACAUCAGAGCUUCACAAUUUCAACCCCAAUGAAAAGUAUGGCCGAAUAACUCCUCUUGACUCUAAUGAUGUAGCGUCUGUGUCACCGUCCUCAGCAGGGUCCCCUGCGGUUGUACCAUCCAGUUUAGAACAAUCGAAUAGAGUGUCCCCAAGUUUGAGUUACAACCGCAUGGUAGGUAGUAGAUUCAAUAUGCCAUGCAACGACGGUAUGCAAAAUGUCAGCAGGCAUAUCAUGGACUAUUCGCAGUUUUAUUCAAAUCAAAUGACUCCUAUGGGACCUACGCUAGACAUACGGACAUUUCAUCCAACAUUUCUGAGGGCAUCUCCAUUUCCUUAUCCAGUCGGCUAUACGUGCACUCCACCUGCGAUGUACCAUACACCACCUGUAACGACACUUAGUAAAACGAAGGCAGAUGAUGGUAAUUCAAGUUGAUCAAAGAGCCAACAUCAUCCAAGCUGUAGAGUUUCUGUUUCGAAUUACUGUAAACAUCUUUUUUGGACUAAUUAAUAACGAAGCCAAAGAAGCCGACUCAUUAAUCUGUUGAGAACUUAUGUUAUGAAAACUUUGUUCGACCAUCAAGUGUUCCACAUUACAUCAACUUCAGAUUUGUGACGAUAGAAAAUGGUUGUGCUCAGAUUGGCAUUUUAUGUAAAUACUAGAAAAAUAUUUUUAUGAAGAUUCAAUUUUAUGUUUUUAAGUUAAUUACGAAAUUAUAUUUUUAUCUAAAGAACAAUGCUAUCGACAUGAAGAUGUUUUCGCUUCCAUUGUUCUGUAGAUGCUGUGAUGUAAAAAAGCAGAAAAAAAUGUGAAUUCUAGUAAAAAAAAUAUCUAUGAAUUCCCUUCAAAAUAUUUUAAAAUUGUUAUAAAUAUUUUAAGACUGAUGACUGGAAAAAAGGAUGGGCGAAAUUGAAAGAAAGUCGUCUAUUUAAAUCAACUUAAAGAAAAUUAUCAUGAUAUAAAGCGUCACAUUGUAUGAUCUUUCAUUUCAGAUUAUUUUUAAGCAAUUAGUUAUACAUUAAGUUUUUUUUUGUCAAGUGUGUAAAAAAAUUAAGUUGUUCCUUGAUAAAAUCCUACUUAGUACUUAUUGCUAAGUAAUUUCUCAAAUACCUACCGUAGAAUUAAAGAUAUCAACAUUAAUUUCUCAAUUCGAUAGAUUUGUUGAUAUCGUAGCAUGUUUUAAUUGUUAUAACAAUUCAAUAAGGGCAUUUUAGUAAAACGAAUUAAAUACUCAUUUGUAUGUGAGAGUGUAACAUGAAAAGAAAACUUUCAUGCAUCAUGUAAACAUUCAUGUAAAUUCUGGAAAAGCAUAUGCUGUAACGAACUUUGAUACUUCCAUUGCAUUAGGAAGUACGAUUUGCAGCAAAUGACUCUGAGCUUCUGGGUAAUAAAUGUUUCACAACUUCUUGUACAUAAACAUAAUCAUUCAUUAUAAGAAAUUGAAACGAAUUCAAUUAUUUGUCAGGUUUCAACUUUAUUAGAGAUUAAUUUGCAGUGCAAAGAAAGCUCUUUUGACUUAUCAUAUUUAAAAAUGUGAAUCCUGCUCAUCAAAGUCAAGUAAUUUAUGUAAAUUAUAUGCACGAGAUAUUUGAUA
Molecule: messenger RNA, 3240 nt
Organism: Argiope bruennichi
Lineage: Eukaryota; Metazoa; Arthropoda; Arachnida; Araneae; Araneidae
Product: iroquois-class homeodomain protein IRX-6-like
Exons: 6
Coding region: 459-2081 (540 amino acids)
Biological process (GO): regulation of transcription by RNA polymerase II; neuron differentiation; cell development
Cellular component (GO): nucleus
Molecular function (GO): RNA polymerase II cis-regulatory region sequence-specific DNA binding; DNA-binding transcription factor activity, RNA polymerase II-specific
Source: RefSeq, a predicted model, not a curated record